CAUGAAAUCUUGGCUUUUCUCUUCUUUUCUUCUCCCUCCAACCCUACCAUGCGACUCUAGUCCGGAGAGAGCAAGAAAAGUUGUUGACCUGCCACCCCUAAUCUAAACACACACAUCUCUCACUCUGUCGCCGCCAACGCCACCGCAACAAGCACUCACGAACCACUCGGCUUUCCCAAUAGGCGGCCAAGAUGAACGAUCUCUUCUCAAAUUCUUUCAAAAAUGCCCAGGGCAACGACCUCGAGGCGGGUGGCGAUGGCCGCAUCGAGGGCGUUAACCUCGAUACAUUCUUUGACGAUGUCGAGAAUGUCAAGAAAGACAUGGGCGAUGUCGAGAAGCUCUACAAGCGGCUGCAGGAAUCCAACGAGGAGAGCAAAACGGUCCACAAUGCCAAGACCAUGAAGGACUUGCGGGCCCGCAUGGAUGCUGACGUGGCACAGGUUUUGAAGCGGGUCAAACUCAUUAAAGGCAAGUUGGAGGCAUUGGAAAAGUCCAAUGCCACCAACAGGCGGGUCCCAGGCUGUGGCCCAGGGUCUUCAGCUGACAGGACGCGGACUUCAGUGGUCAGCGGACUAGGGAAAAAGCUGAAGACCAUGAUGGACGACUUCCAGGGCCUGCGGGCCCGCAUGAAUGAGGAGUACAAGGAGACUGUUGGGCGGCGGUACUUCACCGUCACCGGGCAAAAGGCCGAUGAAGAUCUUAUCGAGAACCUAAUCUCGAGCGGCGAGAGCGAGUCAUUCAUGCAAAAGGCGAUCCAAGAGCAAGGGCGCGGCCAAAUAAUGGACGCGAUUUCCGAGAUCCAGGAGCGGCACGAUGCUGUGAAGGAGAUCGAGAAAAAUCUCAUCGAGCUCCACCAGAUCUUCCUCGACAUGGCGGCGCUUGUGGAGGCACAAGGGCAGCAACUGAACGACAUCGAGAGCCACGUGGCGCACGCGAGCUCGUUUGUGCGGCGGGGGACGGAGCAGCUGCAGGACGCACGUGAGAUCCAAAAGGAGUCAAGAAAGUGGUAUUACUACGCCGUUUUGCUUGUUAUAAUCCUCAUUAUUUUUGUAACAUUCCCGCUAUGGUCUAAUCUUGUGAUGGCGAAAUUGAUAUAGAAAUUAAUUGUGAUUUUUGUGUGUAAUUUAAUUAAUCGUGUAAUAUAUAUUCAUAUAGGUUAUGGUUUUUC
Messenger RNA from Salvia hispanica, 1168 nucleotides. Lineage: Eukaryota; Viridiplantae; Streptophyta; Magnoliopsida; Lamiales; Lamiaceae. The record is from RefSeq and is a predicted model, not a curated record.